This is a messenger RNA of Bombyx mori (domestic silkworm), 3894 nucleotides long. RefSeq lists its product as uncharacterized. Gene Ontology annotation, cellular component: membrane. NCBI's taxonomy places the organism in Eukaryota, Metazoa, Arthropoda, Insecta, Lepidoptera, Bombycidae. The transcript has 13 exons. Bases 245 to 2305 code for a protein of 686 amino acids. The record is from RefSeq and is a predicted model, not a curated record.
UAUUAUGUACCAAACAGUUACGAAAAGCGUGUUCGUUCAGCCUAUCCAAACGUGCGGUAGCCGCCAGCCAGAGUCGUGCGUAGCUUCGGCCGAGUUUAGCUACUUGUCCGAAGUUGUAACAAGUUUCUGCUCCAUAGCGGACGUAGGAAUUGUGCCGUGUAAAGUGGAUUUUAAAAUAUAAAAUUAAAGAUUCAAGAUGCCAAGAUAGGCAGGGAUAUUUCAAACAACAGAAAGUCUCAAAAACAUGGAAAAAAUGAUAAAUAAGAAUCUCAUCACCUUAAAAUGCGUCCUCUUCUGUUUUCUCUCAGGGGUGGGCUGCAUUUUUCCCUUUCUUCCGCUGCACAUGCUUUCAGUGGGAUUGGAUAAAGGCGAAGCUCGUUUGAUUUCUGCUGUUUCACCAUGCAUCGCUUUGCUAGGUCCAGCUAUAGUGGGACCACUUAUCGACAAAUUAUCAGUAGGCAGGGGAUCGACGGGCGGAAGCGCUGGUAACAGCGGAUCAGGUCGACUACUGCGCAUCGUAACAGCAACAUGCCUUAUACUCAGUACUAUCUUCUAUUCUUUACUUCUCACUGUACCAUACACGGAAAGACAUGAGGCUCGUCGGCCUCAAGUUCUGUUCAUGUGUAAUGCGGACAGCGCGUACGUCAUGCAAGAAGUUUGCAAAGAGGACAUGCGUUGCAAUCGUUGGUCAGGUGAGAAGUCAGGAGUACUAGCAGUUGGAUCUUGUGAAUACGGCUGCGCUGAUCCGAACAUGACUUGGAUCCGCCAGCCAUUCACCACCACGUCGACAACCACUACGUUAAGACCCAUGUACAACACACUGGUUAACGCUUCGGCACAGACAAAUGGCUCCGUUGACGAAGCCGCUCGUGAGAAAACUCACUUCGAUUUAAACCCGCCUCACCUGUGUUACAACGGUGAAUGUAAUGUCUACAUGCAACAUGUUGCACGUCUGCGUAUCCCGUUGUCCUUGAUCGCGCCGGAUCCGCCCGAGGACAACUCUACUGCUGACUCUAACUGGUGCACUUAUCAGACAGCUGGUCCAUCAAAGUGCUUGGUUCCGCCAGAACGAUUAGCUGAGAUGAACCAAGACGAUGAUUGCACCCCGGCAGUAAGGUGUCAAGUCCUUGACCCAUACGAUGAACCUGAUGGUGUCUUAGCGGAUGCUGAAUGUAGACUUGUAAUAGGAGAUCCAACUUCAUCAUUUUGGGCUUAUUUUAUUCUCAGAUCUAUCGCAGACAUAUGGCCGACUGCCGCAUUAGCCCUACUCAGUACAGCGUGUGUGAUAGCAACUCGCGAGACCUCGUUGGGUCGAGGUGACGUUGGCAGACAAAUCGCCUUCGGUACACUGGGACUGGCUAUCUUCCCGCCGCUGGCCGGACUAGCCGCUGAUCAAAUGCCCGACACCCCAUAUCUUGUUCCGUUUAUUCUACACGCAAUCUUCAUGAUAUUGGCUGCCUUAAUAUUAGUAUUUGACAGUCACAUGCCACUAUCGACGCCGGAAUGGUGGUGGCACACGGCGACAGGAGUGUUGGCCCUGCCCAUGAAUGUGGUGCGCCGGUAUGGAGCCGAGACUGCUGCAGUUUUUGUUGUGGUAGCUCUACUGGGCAUUCUGUGGAGCGGCAUCGACGCAUAUCUUCCGUGGACCGUUGAGGAGAUGAACGGCACAUAUACUGAAGUGGGGUUGACGCUGACCGCGGGCGCACUUCCAGCCGUGCCGGCGCUCUGGUGGGCCGAAGCACUUGUAGACUACAUUGGACACUCCAAUGUAUUCAUCUUAGCUUUUACAUUUUACGGACUUCGAUACACUGGUUUAGCUAGCAGUAAUGAAUACAGUUUGGUGGCAGUCUGUGAAAUAUUGGAAGUGUUUACACUUAGUUUGGUUUGGGUGACUGCAAUACUAUACUUCCGUCACUUGAUUCCUCGCAAGUACACUACUACAGGACAAGCACUACCAGUCAUCGCUCAUUUCUGUUUAGGACGCUGCAUUGGAGCCAUUAUUAGUGGGAUGGUGUCGUUACAGCUGCAAUCUGCCCGUGUAACGUAUGAAGCCCUUGGUGUAGUUUCCUUGUUGGUAGCAGCUAUAUAUUUGACACUCUAUCAUUUGUUACUUGCCCCGCGAUGUGCAGCUCAAGCAGUCUCUCCGCCUCAACAUUUAUUACAGGGUGAGUAUUCAUUCAAUUUAAUUCGAUUCAUUAGUCAAUCUGUACAUAUAAAUAUAAUUGGAGUGUCUGUUUGUAAUAUUAAAAUAACCGCUUUUUACUACAUGCAUAUGAAUAUAUAUACGGUACAUACACCAAAAUAGCAUUUUUUACAAUUUUUGUUUGUCUGUCUGUCUGUCUGUUUGUUCCGGCUAAUCUCUGGGACGGCUGGACCGAUUUUGACGGGACUUUCACUGACAGGUAGCUGAUGAUGUAAGGAGUAACUUAGGCUACUUUUUUUAGACUAGCUUCGCCCCGCGGCGUCACCCGCGGUACGACAAUAACCGCGGGUAACAUCGCGGGACUCAACUAUCAAUAAUAAAAUUUAAUGUUUCCGAGGCGAAGCGAGGGCGGGUCGCUAGUAUCAAAUAAUUUGUGAAACUUACAAACAAAUGAAAAUAAAGUAUUUUCGAUAAUAUCAGUCUAUAAAAAUAUACUGUACUACUAAACCGUAUUGUAUGACUUUUGAAUUUAAUGUCAUGAUGAAAUAUCAUUGUUUGUUCCGAAAGCUUCCACAGUGGAUGGACUUCUUGAUGCAAAAGGUAAACUAGAUUUUACUGUUCCAAGUUGAUUUGUUGACAAAUGUAUAUUAAUAAUAAAUAUUCUUUCAGGACUAAAUACCAACGGAGCAUCGAAUGGUACAUAUUCUCCGAUGCGGGUCUACCAUGAGGAGAGAUCGCGCAAAGGACACUUCCGUUACUAAGUCACUACUAGUACUACACUAUAUACCUACCUACUCUAUAACACAGUAAAAAAAAUCGGUUGUCUGUAAAGUCGGUUUACUGACGAUAAUUGAACGUGACAACGUCAUAAGAAAAUACUGAUGGAAUGGUUUAAUUUUUCAAUUAUUGCAAUUAUCGUAGCUAUAAACAAUUGACACCACAUUCACUUUUCACUGAGCUUCAUACUUGACGAAAACAUGUACGCCUCAGAGCGAGGUAACGCCGCACGAGUCAUGUUUUUUCGUGCGUGCAGCCGGCUCCAUCGAAUUAUAAGACGUUGUCACGUCAAAAACAGACAAGUGUCUUUUUUUGUGUAGCGAUACCGAUCUUAGCAUAUGUACACACAAAGAUUUGUCCGGGCUAACAAAAUGUCAUCACAGAGGUCCGACUGUAUUAAGGCCCUUACCGUAGCCGCAUUUAGACACAGUUAAAUAUUGCGCUACUAUUGCCUAAAUGAAGUGCUUUUUCAUUUUAAUUAGAUAACUAGAUUUGUUGUUAUAUAUGUAUAACUCAGAUAAUAAAUUCAUCUUUAAAAUAAAAUUAUUUGUAAUAAUGGGUCACUUGUGGACAUUUUCAUGAAUUUAAUUAUAAUUAUAAAAAAACCACGAGAACCGUUUAUAUUGUAAGUACACAAUUUAAACUACUUUAUUUUAAAUAUACACUAUAAUUUUAGUAAUCGUGACAGCCCUACAAUUAUUGAGUAAAGUCUCCCAAGAGACAUACUCGUCUGUUGCUUUAAUUUUUAAUUUUUUACAUACCUAUAGAUUAAGUGAUGCAUAAAAGCAUUGAAAUUAUUUCAUAAGUGCUCUUUUUAAUUUUCUAUAAUAAUCAUGCCUAGCAUAAUCUCUAAAAUUGAUGACGAAGACGAAUUGUGAUAUCUAAUAAUUGUGCUUUUUUACUAAUGUUCAAUGUCAAUUGUUUGCAUUUAAAUGUAUUUUUUUUUAUAUUUUAAUAAACGACCAGUCUUAAAA